Neurospora tetrasperma FGSC 2508 is the source of this 793-nucleotide messenger RNA. RefSeq lists its product as uncharacterized. Gene Ontology annotation, cellular component: TIM22 mitochondrial import inner membrane insertion complex. Bases 203 to 793 code for a protein of 196 amino acids. The transcript has 3 exons. Gene Ontology annotation, molecular function: transmembrane protein transporter activity. Lineage: Eukaryota; Fungi; Ascomycota; Sordariomycetes; Sordariales; Sordariaceae. The record is from RefSeq and is a predicted model, not a curated record. Gene Ontology annotation, biological process: protein insertion into mitochondrial inner membrane.
AUUCCACGAACCCACGAACGAACGAACGUACGAACGAACGAACGCUCGAGCGGAUAAACGACGUUCACGCGGAAUUAAAGAAAAGAACAAGACGAAAACAGAUUAGCCUACUUGCUUGCCGGACAAGCCUGCGCGAACCUAUCACCUAGAACCGAGAAAAAAACGAGAAAACAAAAGAAAAGAAAACAAAUAGCCAGACAAGAUGAACUUCCCUGGUAUGCCUGGCGGUGGUGCGCCCGGUGGUGGUGCUGGUGCUGCGCCUGGAGGAUACGAUCCUAAUGAUCCGAACAUUAAGAUGAUGCAAAAAGCCAUGGAAUCAUGCUUCGCAAAGACCGUCAUGAGCGGAGGCGCCGGUUUCGCGCUAGGUGGUGUUUUUGGAAUGUUUAUGGCUUCGAUGGCAUACGACACCCCCUACCACUCCCCCACCGCCCCCGGCACCGGCCCCGGCGCCAACCCAGCGGCCGCCGGAAUCCCAGGCUACAAGCCCGUCGACCUCUCGUCCAUGCCGCUGAAGGAGCAGCUCAAACACGGCUUCAAGGACAUGGGCCAGCGGUCGUACAGCACAGCCAAGAACUUCGCCAAGGUCGGUGCCCUGUUUUCGGGUAUCGAGUGCGGUAUUGAAGGGCUCAGGGCGAAGAAUGAUCUUGGUAAUGGUGUUGCUGCUGGAUGUCUGACGGGCGCGAUUCUGGCGAAGAAUGGAGGUCCCCAAGCGGCGGCGGUGGGGUGUGCGGGGUUUGCGGCGUUUAGUGCGGCUAUUGAUGCUUGGAUGAGGAUGCCUAGUGAGGAGGAGUAA